UAAAACUUAGUAAUCUAAUUGUAUUAAUAAUACAUUGUAAUAUACCACUUUUAAGUCGUUGAAAACCGUACGACUUCAGUUUCAAUUUGCAAUAUUAUAGUUUUUUUUUAAAUCUAACAUGACUGAUCAGAAUAAUGAUCAGCUUGGCGUUUUGUUUGUGUGCUUGGGAAAUAUAUGCCGUUCCACAAUGGCUGAAGCUGUAUUCAAAGAUAUAGCUCAUGAAAAAGGCUUUCACAACAGGUGGUUUGUUGAUAGUGCUGGAACUUCAAGUUAUAAUAUAGGUUGUCCGCCAGAUGAACGAACCUUGACGGUACUCGGGAAGUUCAAGAUUAACAAUUACCGACAUGUCGCCCGACAGGUAAAGCCAGAGGAUUUUCAAAAAUACGACUUCAUACUUGGUAUGGAUAAAGAAAAUAUCAAAAAAUUAAAUUCAAUGAAGCCUAAAAAUUGUAAAGCAAAAGUCGAACUGUUUGGGUCCUAUGAUCCGGAAGGAGGUGAUAUCAUUGAAGAUCCAUACUAUGAACGCGGUAUGGAUGCAUUUAUAAAUGUGUAUAAACAAUGUCGGAGAGCGAGUAUUGCGUUUAUAAAUAAAUACACAGUUGUUUAAUCAUGUGUUGAUUUUUGGACAUAUAACCAAUAAAACACAAAUAAAUAUAUAAUAAAUUGUUUAUACAUGUAAUAAAAAAAAUAAUAAUAAUAGUAAUAAAUAAUUGAAAUUUG
Adelges cooleyi (spruce gall adelgid) is the source of this 720-nucleotide messenger RNA. Its product is annotated as low molecular weight phosphotyrosine protein phosphatase-like. NCBI's taxonomy places the organism in Eukaryota, Metazoa, Arthropoda, Insecta, Hemiptera, Adelgidae. The transcript has a single exon. Gene Ontology annotation, biological process: protein dephosphorylation. The record is from RefSeq and is a predicted model, not a curated record. Gene Ontology annotation, cellular component: cytoplasm. Bases 119 to 607 code for a protein of 162 amino acids. Gene Ontology annotation, molecular function: acid phosphatase activity; non-membrane spanning protein tyrosine phosphatase activity.